UUUUCGAUUUAAACACGUCACAAGCAAUCGUGUCGAUCCAUAUCGAUUUAUAUCGAUACAACGCAAGUGUUUAUCACAAUGUUUAUUUGUCGAGGUUAACCGUAGCUCUUUAAAAACCAAAGUAAAUAUACCGAAUUUAAUUGUCUCUGAAUAAGUCGGUCAAUUAACGGAAGAAGGAUGCCGGGCCCAGUCGAACGCCGGAGCGUUACGCCAAUAAUAAAAUACAUUCGAGACAUUGCGAGAGGUAGAGAACUUGUGCUAAACAAUAGGUACGCUGAUGAGCAGUCCGCGCGCACUCAACCUCCACCAGAAAUACCGGGAGGUCCGUAUCAUAAAACUUCACAAAUUUAUUACUAUCUUCGAGAUGCAAGACGUGAGGUUCAACCGCCGAUGUUAAUUACCGCAGGAUCGAAACAAAUUGGUACAGAGAAGGAGCUUGCCGAAAAGAAAUAUAUUACUCCAGGCAAGACUUAUAAUUGGUGUUCUUCUCAGAAUUAACUUCUCAGAGUCAAACUAGCCGUUGUGAUGUUAUGUUGCAAACAUAUUAAUAUAACAUUGUUUAAUGAGUUUGCUUAGCUAUUGUACAUAGAAAAUAAAUUAAAUUGCUUUUA
Molecule: messenger RNA, 611 nt
Organism: Solenopsis invicta (red fire ant)
Lineage: Eukaryota; Metazoa; Arthropoda; Insecta; Hymenoptera; Formicidae
Product: NADH dehydrogenase [ubiquinone] 1 alpha subcomplex subunit 7
Exons: 3
Coding region: 178-498 (106 amino acids)
Biological process (GO): mitochondrial electron transport, NADH to ubiquinone; ATP synthesis coupled electron transport
Cellular component (GO): mitochondrial inner membrane
Source: RefSeq, a predicted model, not a curated record